GGGAGAUAGGACAGAGUGCGCAGGAGACAGUAGGACAGAGUGAGCAGGGCAGACUGGUAAGAAUCCAAGGCUAGCCAACAUGAGCUCUGGGGCUCAACAAGGAAUGCACUCAAACCUUUCCCAGACUAGCCCACAAAUGGAAAGCAAAGGCAGAAAGAAGAUCCAUUUUUCAGUGUCAGUACCACCCAGCCAGAUGGACCCCCGAGCAGUGGAGAUGAUCCGGAGACGUCGGCCCACCCCAGCCACACUUUUUCGUGUAUCUGAACCUCAAUCACCAGAUGAAGACCCCACAUUAUACCAGAAUAUUGGUGAAACCAUGAUACUAAAGACAAAUAGAACAAACCCUUGUCCCUACAUUCCUCCAUCAAUUAAGGCUGUCCAGCGCAUAGUCCAAGCUCACAUGCAGGCCCUUGGGUCUCUUGGUGACAGUGAUGAUGAUGAUGAAGAACAAGAAGAGGUAACUGAGGACACUAAAACUGGAACAGAAGAAUCAUCUGUACAGCCCUCAACUACUGAGCCGGAGGAGUGUCUGGACUGUAGCGUGGAAGGUGGCACAGCCUCAUCCUAUAUGCCAUGCUGUACGUUCCUUAUUCCACACUGCCUGGAUUCAUACGCCAUGCUGUACGUUCCAUAUUCCACACUGCCUCAUUUCAUAUGCAAUGCUAUACAGUGCACGAAUAGCAACUUCGGAGCUGCUUUGAUGUCCCCAUGGUAUACCUACGACACUCUGCCUUACCUCUCUACAGCCUGA
Nanorana parkeri is the source of this 751-nucleotide messenger RNA. It is a transcript of the gene PPP1R1B, whose product is annotated as protein phosphatase 1 regulatory inhibitor subunit 1B. Gene Ontology annotation, cellular component: cytoplasm. The record is from RefSeq and is a predicted model, not a curated record. Gene Ontology annotation, biological process: intracellular signal transduction. Lineage: Eukaryota; Metazoa; Chordata; Amphibia; Anura; Dicroglossidae. The transcript has 8 exons. Gene Ontology annotation, molecular function: protein phosphatase inhibitor activity. Bases 80 to 751 code for a protein of 223 amino acids.